UGGCUUUUGGUUACGGAAAAUUGCUUUGUUGAAAUCAGAGGUUGGCCAUAGUCAAGCGUUCGUUGCUGUAAUUGCUUUGUGUUCGUUGCUGUUUGAAGAAUUAGUGCUACACAACACUAAUUAUUUGAAGAAAUUGCUUCUGUCUUGUGCUUGCUCUACUUCUUGUCUCUUGCAUCAUAUUUGCAUCAAUUUGGUAACACUCACACUUCUCUCUUACUUAUAUUUGUGCAUCUCUAUCUGCAAUGGCUGGUGAAAAAGAUGAUUCCCUUCAAGCUAUUAGUGUGCAAUUGAAUGGUAAAAACUAUCCAUAUUGGAGCUAUGUACUAAAAAAAAAUUGAAAGGCAAAAGAAUGUGGGGUUAUGUUUCUGGAACUUCUCAAACACCAAAAGACAAAAAAGAUGGAAAAUAUGAAACAGAGCUCGAAUCUUGGGAAGCAAAUAAUUCAAAGAUUAUUACUUGGAUUAAUAAUUAUGUUAUGCAGUCUAUUGGAUUUCAGUUAGCAAAAUUUGAAACAGCAAAGGAGGUUUGGGAUCAUUUGAAAAAGUUGUAUGCGCAGUCCAAUUUUGCAAAGCAAUAUCAGCUAGAAAUUGACAUUCGGGCUCUUCAACAAGAUAACAUGAGCAUUCAAGAGUUCUAUUCUGCUAUGUCUAACCUCUGGGACCAGUUGGCUCUCACUGAAUCUGCAAAACUGAGUGCUUUUGCACCGUACACUAAACGUAGAGAGGAACAACGUCUAGUUCAAUUUCUAAUGGCUCUUCGGAAUGAUUUUGAGGGGAUACGUGGAUCGAUUCUGCAUCGUAAUGCUCUUCCAUCUGUUGAUUCAGUGGUUAGUGAAUUGUUAGCUGAGGAAGUUCGCUUUAUGUCUCAAUCUGAUAAAGGAAAGGUUGACAAAGGAAUUCUCCCAAGUCCAAAUUCUUAUGUUCUUGAUGUUCCUCCUUUUAAAGGAAAAUCGCAUGGAAAAGUUGGUCUUGAUGAGGGUAGCUUCUGUAAGCAAAAAGGGCAUUGGAAAGCCCAAUGCCCAAAACUGAUGAACAAGUCACAACAAACACAACAAUCCUCUCAAUGGAAACCUCAGAGUCAAGUCAACCAAAGCAAGUUUAAGAACUUCAGGCCUCAAGCACCUAAUACCAAUGCAGUUACUCCUAUGUUUGAUGAGAGAAAAUUUGUUUCUGGUCCUUCCUUAGAUGAACUUGCUGAAUAAUUCAACAAAUUUCCUGCUGCACAAUCGUCUGCCAUGCAUGUACCGUCUUCCACGCACUCAUAUUCCUUGUCUGUUAUGUCUGCCGCACAAUCUUCUGCUGAAUCCAACAUAGGUUUGUCCUCCACUAGUCCCUCAGGAUUUGCGGUCUCAGAGACUGAUUGGGACAGGCUAUAGAUAUGGGGGACUUUAUGUUUUGGAAGAGCUACGAAGUCCUGAUGUUGCAGCUACUAGUGCUGACCUGUCGUCUUUUCAUUUGACUCCAUCUUCUUCUAAGUUUUAUUUAUGGCACUCUCGUCUUGGUCAUGUUUCCUCGUCUCAUUUGAAAUACUUAGUUUCUACACGAGCUUUAGGAAAGUUGCAAGCUAAUGAUAUUUCUGAUUGUUGUGGUUGCAAACUUGCUAAGUUUUCUGCUUUUCCCUUUAGUAAAAGUGUCUCAAUUUCUAUUGCACCUUUUGACUUAAUUCAUUCUGAUGUAUGGGG
Molecule: messenger RNA, 1681 nt
Organism: Lotus japonicus
Lineage: Eukaryota; Viridiplantae; Streptophyta; Magnoliopsida; Fabales; Fabaceae
Exons: 2
Coding region: 350-1201 (283 amino acids)
Source: RefSeq, a predicted model, not a curated record